GCUGAGCCUUUGCAGCGGUUUCUGUUUCAUUCGGCAUCAUCGCUUCAGCUGCCUGAUGCAUCCCAGAAGGGUCCGCAAAGCCAUUUAAUACCUAAUGCAAGACCCGGCGGAUUUCCCACUGUGAAUCCCUCGACAGACGUCCCCCCGGGGCCCCCAGCACCUCGGAAAGGAGUUAAUUAUCUCUGCACCAUGCUGGACAACGCCAGACGCAUACUUGUUGAAAUCCUGGAAGAGCUGAGUGACAAAGACUUUGAAAAUUUCAAAUGGUAUCUGAAGAAUGAAGCUGAUGAGAAGAAAAUGAGGGUUUCCUCUUUGGAUGGAGCCGACCGGAAAGAGACCAUCGACAAGAUGGUGAGCCACUUCGGAAGCAAUGAGGCCCUGGAAAAAGCCAGGAAGGUCCUGGAAGCCAUACCGAGGAAAGAUCUCGCUGACAAGCUCAUGAAGAAAGAGUCAGGUUGGAAAACAAGCUCGGCAGAGGAAAAAGUAGGAGCUGAAGGAGACCAUGGAGAAGGAGCUCAAGGGGACAACGGAGGAAGAGCUCAAGGGGACAACGGAGGAGGAGCUCGAGGGGACAACGGAGAAGGAGCUCAAGGGGACAGCGGAGGAAGAGUUCAAGGGGACAACGGAGGAGGAGCUCGAGGGGACAACGGAGGAGGAGCUCGAGGGGACAGCGGAGGAAGAGUUCAAGGGGACAACGGAGGAGGAGCUCGAGGGGACAAUGGAGGAGGAGCUCGAGGGGACAACGGAGAAGGAGCUCAAGGGGACAGCGGAGAAGGAGCUCAAAAACUAAAAGAAAGACUGGUUGCGGGUGUGACUGUGCUAGGCUUGGGCUGUUUAGGAAUGAUAGCAACGGUGAUAGUUCCAUCAGGAAUGUUUCCUCUUAUACCAUUAGGAGCAGCAGUACUAGGAUAUUUGUGUGACAAACGUAGAGGUCUAUGAACUUCCCUUUGACUUGCAAGAGGCCUCUCUCUCUCUCUCUCUCGCUGUUUCUAUUGUGUCUAUUGUCGUUGUUAUCAAGGUAGCCUCUCUGCUCAGGUCUGAGACCUUUGCUCAGGAGCUCCUAUUGGAUUAAAGUAAUAAUUAGAACAUUUAUGUUCCGGGAAGAUGUGAGAAAGUAUGGCCCAGAACAGACCCCGGAGUUGGCCCGACCAUUAGAAAUAUGCCUCUCAGCUUGCUGAGUUUGUGCUAAUUGAAAUAUGCCUGUCAGUUUACAAGGUCGGUGUUAAUUACACCAGCACAUCCCAAGAGAUAAAAAGUCUGUCCUAAAGUGCUAAGAUUACAGCUGCUGUUACAAAUCUUUUCUUAAACUCAGGAACAAGAUUUGUUAACCCCCUGUGACGUUAUUGACUUGACCUGGGACUGUAUAGAACAUUGUUGCAACCAAAGUCCUGGAGUGGCACCAAAUCUUGUAUAAAGGGGGUCAAAUGAGGUGUCUAACACAAGGUUAUGGUUUGCUGGUUAUGAUUAUGCUGUGUACAUGUGUGUACCAUUUUUAUAAUUCAAGUUAUGAAUAUUGGCUCUGUACUGUCUGUAGUUCAAACUUAUGCUAUGCUUCUGAGUGACACCCCAGACAAGUUGGUGUCAGCUCUGCCUAGCUUGCUUGAUGGCCCAUUAAGGACCAUCAGCGAUACAACUGACCCAUUGAGAGAAGGCAGACACGCCUGGGGACUCAGCCAGGUAGGCAGGGACCUACCUAUGGACAGAACACUGAGCUGUUUCCAGGCCGUGUGAGGGGCAGCUUGUCUUUGGGACACAGAAAGCAGAGACCACAUGGCAAGAGACUAUACAAAGCUGCUGCAGCUCCUCCAUCUUGUCUUCAGUCCUGCUUCUGACCUCUGGAGGGACUUUGCUACAAACGGAAGCUUUGAACCAAGGACUGAAGGACCCAUCCCAGCUGGGGAUGUUCUCCAGAGACUGGAUUUGAACCUGCCGUUUAUUCCAUCGCUGCUGCAAGCCUGAACCAAGAACUUGGCCAUCGCUGUAUGUCACUGAUUCCAUUGAACCGAUUCUAGCUCUCGUCUCUAUUUCUUUCCUUUUAUGAAUAAACCUUUAGACUUUAGAUGCUAAA
Chelonia mydas (Green sea turtle) is the source of this 2068-nucleotide messenger RNA. Its product is annotated as circumsporozoite protein. NCBI's taxonomy places the organism in Eukaryota, Metazoa, Chordata, Testudines, Cheloniidae. The coding region runs from base 190 to 939 and encodes 249 amino acids. The transcript has 3 exons. The record is from RefSeq and is a predicted model, not a curated record.